ACUGUGGUCACACUUAAUGCUUGCACCGGCAAAUAAAUCUAGGAACCCAAAAAGAAGGGACUGGGCGUCUCAAAGUUAUCAUCAAAUUUAUCAAUGAAACAAACUUUGAUCUUUGGUUAACCAUCUUAAUCAAGAAUUGAUUGGAACGUGAUAGUCCGGAUGCCAAAAUCCGUGGAAAUUCAUCAGUACAACAACUGGAGAGCGACAACGGCAUUAAAUGAGACUGGUGAAGCCGGGCUGGGUGCACCACGAUGAUAAACCAAUCUUCUCGGUGGACGUCCAUCAGGAUUGCACAAAAUUCGCAACUGGUGGCCAGGGCAAUGAUUCGGGUCGUAUAGUCAUAUGGAACCUGAAGCCGGUGCUCUGUGAAAAGGAUGAGCACGAUGCCAGUGUACCAAAGAUGCUGUGCCAAAUGGACCAACAUUUGGCAUGUGUUAAUUGCGUGCGCUGGUCACAAAAUGGAGAGCUGUUGGCCUCAGGUUCCGAUGACAAGCUGAUCAUGAUAUGGCGCAAGGCGCAAGGAUCCAGUGGCGUCUUUGGCACCGGAGGCAUGCAACAGAAUCACGAAUCCUGGAAAUGUCAGCACACUUUGCGCGGUCACGAUGGCGAUGUGUUGGAUUUGGCUUGGUCACCCAAUGACAUUUAUUUGGCCAGCUGCAGCAUUGACAACACAAUCAUUGUGUGGGAUGGACGCGAUCUGCCCACCCAGCUUCAAACGCUCAAGGGGCACACGGGACUGGUGAAAGGUGUUGCCUGGGAUCCGGUUGGCAAAUUCUUGGCCUCGCAGUCGGAUGAUCGCAGCAUCAAGGUCUGGCGCACCAACGAUUGGAUGUGCGGUACGACGAUCAGUGAACCCUUUCUUGAAUGCGGCGGUACUACGCACAUUUUGCGGCUCAGCUGGUCACCUGAUGGUCAGUACUUAGUCUCGGCCCAUGCGAUGAACGGCGGCGGUCCUACGGCACAGAUCAUUGAACGCGAGGGCUGGAAGUGCGACCAGGAUUUUGUGGGGCAUCGCAAGGCGGUGACGUGUGUGCGCUUCCACAACUCCAUCCUCAAGCGUCACAUGACUGGCGGCAGUCCCAGCAAACCGACGCAAUAUUGUGUCCUCGCCGUUGGCUCCCGGGAUCGCUCGUUGUCCGUCUGGUUGACGGCGCUGCAACGACCCAUGGUAGUCAUCCAUGAGCUAUUUAAUGACAGUGUGCUGGACAUUUCGUGGGGACCACAGCAGUGUCUGUUGAUGGCCUGCAGUGGCGAUGGAACCAUCGCCUGCCUGCAGUUCAAUGAACAGGAGUUGGGGACUCGGUUGUCGGGCGUGGAGGAGCAUGCGAUCUUUAAGCGCAAAUAUGGCGGUUGUAUCGAUGACUUCUAUGUACCGCCAAAGAAAGUCGCUCGCGCGUUGCCUGAGUUGAGUAACCUGACGUUGCCCAAUGCGGCCAUGGAUCGUAGAUUGCCCGUCCAGGCGGGAACUGGUGUUGUUAAUUCGCCGGCGCGCGCCAUCAGCAAGCAGACUGAGACACGCACCAAGGAUGGCAAGCGACGCAUCACGCCGGUGUUUAUACCGCUCAACGAUAUGGAUCAGACCACCAUCACCAGCGUAAUGCACACGCCAGCAAGCAGCCUUAACAAUGGCGUUGCACCUGUAGCACCUGUGGUAGCCCCAGCUGUCGUUACACCGCGACGGAAUUCGAUGCAACAGGUGUUGGGCGAUACGAUAAGCAACAACAGCAAUACGAUCGUUCCCAAGCCUCAAAUAUCGGCAAAUAGUAAAUGUGAAUUCACGAAAUCAUCCCAAGACUAUCGCAUCUAUGUGCAGAACGGACAUCUAAAGACGGGCUACGGAAUGGUGGCCAAAGUCACAGCACAACUGAGUCGCGAACAGUUGUGGGAGUUGUAUGUUGGUUCCCCUGUGAUCAAUGUGAAUCUGUGCAGCAAAUAUGUAAUGUUGGGCUCCCUGGAUGGCAGUAUGCGAUUGCUGGCCAUGUCCACCGGCUGCCCCGUUUUUCCCGCCAUCUCACUGACAGGCUCAGUGAUACAUUGCACCUUCAGUCCGGACAAUCAAAUGGUUGGAGUGCUCACCGAUUGCGGUCUGUUAAGGAUUUGGGACAUUAGCAAGCGUUGCAUACGUCUGGCCACCAAUUGCCUGGAGCUGUUGAGCAAACAUGGCACGACGCUGCAGUUUGCCAUCACAGAUCAAGGAAUGCCAUUGAUGGGUUUCCCUAGCGGCAAUUCGUAUUCGUAUUCGACCACGUUAAAGUCAUGGCUGGUGCUGGCCACGGGCGAUGCCAUCAUGUUCAAUGGCAUACGGGGUUCGUUGCCCAGGGAUUUGGAGCAUAUGAAUCGCAAGUUUCCGCUGCUCAACAUGCAAGCGAAUACACAGAACAUUGUCAGUUUGCGUGGCGCUGUCGAAAUCGAUCCAGAGAGCUGGCAACAGACAGCCAAAGUGUCGUUCCUGGAGAACCAGAUUAAACUCUGCGAGGCCCUCGAAGCUGUCGAGGAGCUUAAGCAUUGGCACACGAUGCUCACAUUUCAGCUGGCUACGUAUGGUACCGAAAAACGAUUGCGCAUCUUCCUCGACAGCUUCAUCAAUAGCGACGAAUGCUGCAACAGCUAUCAGUCCGUGCCUAAACACGAGCUGAUGCACUGCGUGCUGGAAUCGCUGAAGCCGCACAUACAAUGGGAGCACAUUUACAAUGAGUAUCUGGAGCUCUACAAGCUCAACGAAUCCAACUUUGUGAUGCCCUCCGACGAUGAGCUGCCACAAUCCUCGAAUCUCUGUUAUCCGCUGCCCACAACUCGCACACGCACUCGUGCUCAAGCUGCUGCUGCUGCAGCUGUUGAGGCGAUGCUGACAGCGGAGCCAUCCUCGCCGCCGCCAACAUCAAGCAACCACGAUGAGCUCAACAACGACCAGGAGAGCGAAGAAACAGAGUCUGAUUCGUCUUCGUUGGCUGCUCCGUCAACGACACCCGAACAGGAACAGGAGGCGGAGGAGGAGCCCGAGGCGGAUCAGGACUCCGAAGCGGUGCAGGAGUCUCAACGAGAAGCAGAGCAGGAAGUAGAUCAGCAACCGCAUCAGCUGGCAACGGAAGCACAACAGCAACCCAAAUGUUUGGAGAUGGAUGCGCUCGAAAGCAACAACAACAACACCAACUGAUGCAAAUUCCAUAAAUCUAAGAUAUAUUCGUCUAGUUGUAAGCGUUACUUUUGAAAAGUGUGUAAUUAUAGUCUUUCAUUUUGUGUACAAUUGAAAUGAAUACACUUUGAUCUAUUUAGCAGUUGAAUUUCAUUAAUAGGCAUUCAUUGAAUUUGGACAGAAUGGAAAAUAAUACGAACAAUGGUUUUAUUUUUGAAAGACAUAUCCU
This is a messenger RNA of Drosophila sulfurigaster albostrigata, 3362 nucleotides long. RefSeq names its product protein HIRA homolog (gene Hira). Gene Ontology annotation, cellular component: nucleus; HIR complex. Gene Ontology annotation, biological process: chromatin remodeling; regulation of DNA-templated transcription; DNA-templated transcription. Bases 218 to 3154 code for a protein of 978 amino acids. The record is from RefSeq and is a predicted model, not a curated record. The transcript has 5 exons. NCBI's taxonomy places the organism in Eukaryota, Metazoa, Arthropoda, Insecta, Diptera, Drosophilidae. Gene Ontology annotation, molecular function: protein binding; nucleosome binding.